GUGCUUUCUAGCUUGCACUCUUUGCACACUUUUUUUGGGUCUUAAACUUCAUAUUUCAUUAGUAUUCUUCAUCUCAUAACGCAUACAUUCUUGAAAGCCCAACGCUUUCUUCCCAAUUCACAAGUUCAUCAGAUCAAUAGUGAUCAUCUAAAUUGUUUGCAUACCUUUUUCGUCACAUUUUUGCAUUGAUCAAGUUCUAUACAGUUAUAUAGUAAAAUAAAAGAUGAAGUUUAUGAAAAUUGGGACAAGACCAGAUGCCUUUUACACUGAAGAUGGUACUAGGACAGUGAUUUCGGAUGUGCCGGGUGAUCUUACAAUCACUAUCAACAGCAUCACCUAUCUUAUUCACAAGUUUCCGCUUCUGCCAAAGUGUGGCCUCUUACAGCGGCUCUGCUCCAGUGCUGAGGAUUCUGGGAAUAUCGCGCUCGAAUUGCACGAUAUUCCGGGGGGAGAAGAGGCGUUCGAGCUGUGUGCCAAGUUCUGCUAUGGCAUAACCAUCAAUGUGAGUGCUCAUAAUUUUGUGCCUGCCUUCUGUGCAGCCAAAUUCCUGAGAAUGACUGAGGCAUUUGAGAGGGGAAAUUUGGUUGUGAAACUCGAGGCGUUCUUCGCUAGCUGCAUUCUCGAAGGGUGGAAGGACUCGAUUCUGGUGCUCCAAACGACUCAGAAGUUGGCCGAGUGGGCAGAAAAUGUUGGCAUAAUCAGAAGAUGCAUAGACUCCAUUGUUGAGAAAAUCUUGACACCUCCACUUAAGGUUAAGUGGUCAUACACUUGCAGCAGACCAGGAUAUGAGAAAUCAGUCCCUAAAGACUGGUGGACAGAGGACUUAUCUGUGCUCGAGAUCGAGCUCUUCAGGUGUAUAAUCACCGCGGUUAGGUCAACAAACGUGUUGCCACCGCAGCUUAUAGGCGAGGCGUUACACGUCUAUGCAACCCGGUGGCUACCAGACGUGACAAAGCGUCUGCCAUUAGUAGCCCCCGGGGCAGGGCAAUUUUCUCUGGACAGAAAACGCAGCAUUCUCGAAACCAUUGUGAGCAUGAUCCCGAGUGAUGGGGGAUCAGUUCUGGUCGGAUUCCUACUGAGGCUCAUUAGUGCUGCAAACUAUUUAGGCGCAUCUAUGGUGACGAAAGCCCAGCUCAUAAGGCGAUCGGGCACACAACUCCCCGAGGCCAGGCUAAAUGACCUGUUGCUGCCAUCGCAAGCGGGCAGCACUUGUGAUGAAAGUUGUUGUGCUUUCGAUGUCGAGUUGAUUGGCAUAGUCUUGGAGAGCUUCUUGAGGCAGUGGAGAAGGCAGGCCCCGGGCGAAGGCGAAAACCAUUCGUUGAGAUCAAUCAGGAAGGUAGGGAAGCUAAUUGACACUUAUCUUCAGGUAGUUGCCAGGGAUCCUAAAAUGCCAGUGGAAGAAAUGGUGUCUCUGGCUUCAGCUGUUCCAGAUAUUGCCAGGCCUGUUCAUGAUGAACUUUAUCAGGCUAUCAACACCUAUCUCAAGAUCCAUCCUGAUCUAAGCAAAUCUGGGAAGAAGCAACUCUGCCGCAUUCUGGACUGCCAGAAGCUAUCUCCUCAGGUAUGCAUGCACGCUGUCAAGAACGAACGCCUCCCAUUGAGGACGGUGGUCCAGCUCCUCUAUUUUGAGCAGGAAAGAGGCACCACAAGCACAGCCGCCAGUCAACUCGCAUUAUCGCCCACCAUUCAACGCACGCCAACUCUCAAGGAUUAUGGCCUCAUCAGACGAUUGAACCUCCAGGACUCCGAUAAUGAACACCCGCACAAGGCGGAUAAUAACCGGCGAAGAAGAGGUCCAGUUGGUGAAGAAGAAUCAAACAGCAGCAGAUCAAGAGGAGUUUCAAGAAUAAUAAUGGAGUCUAGGAAGAAGGGAAGGGAAAUUGUUGAAGAGGGGACUAAGCCUCAUCCUCCUACUCAAAGAACAGUAGUGCAUAAACAUAUAUAGCAUAUAUAGGCAAAGGAAUUCAGUGAAGGAACACUGGAUGGGUUUUUAAUUUUCAUUAUUGUGUGAUGAUAUUAUAUAUAUUCUUUGGUCUGAUCAGAAAUUAAAGUCUAGCGUCUGAUAUGAUCGAUGGUUUGUAUAAAUAGCUGUUUAGCCAGUCAAUUAAUGCUUAAACAAAACAGUACUCUCCCUAGAA
Molecule: messenger RNA, 2138 nt
Organism: Ipomoea triloba (trilobed morning glory)
Lineage: Eukaryota; Viridiplantae; Streptophyta; Magnoliopsida; Solanales; Convolvulaceae
Product: BTB/POZ domain-containing protein At5g47800-like
Exons: 5
Coding region: 224-1945 (573 amino acids)
Source: RefSeq, a predicted model, not a curated record